This is a messenger RNA of Closterium sp. NIES-67, 2194 nucleotides long. NCBI's taxonomy places the organism in Eukaryota, Viridiplantae, Streptophyta, Zygnematophyceae, Desmidiales, Closteriaceae. The record is from the annotation of a GenBank genome assembly.
CCCAGCGCAUUAGCUGACAUUCCCGAUUGAGGGACAUUAGUAUCUCUCCUCAACCAUCCCUUACCGGUUUCUCCUCGGGCUAUUCAUCGCAGUUACCUCAAUUCUCCGCGCGAGCAUUGUCAACGCCAAGGGCAGCGGCUGAAAAUCGACGCCAAUGUCAUCCGCCCAAGUCGAUGCAGACCUCUGCGGCGCCUCUCCCGGCUCAUCGCAACCGCCACGCAUUUCCGCCGCUUCUCUUCCGCACGGCCCCGUCGGGAAAUCAGGGCCUGUUUUCGGCGAGUUGACGGCCGCCAACUGGCGGAAAUGGGCGGCUAGCCGGUUGGAGCAGAAGGCGCAGCCACAGCACCCGUCGGAAAGUGCAUCACCGCUCGCUGAGCGAGUCGACGAAGCGCGAACUCUCGCCUUAUUAGUACCAGGCGAUCCGUCAGUUCGCGGUCCGUCAGUUCAAGUUCCGUCAGCACUCGGCCCACAGACGCCUCAGCCGGAAGGCCACUGUGAGGCGUGCUGUGAACGCCGCUCUGCUGGACACUGUGGCUUCCAGACUAACCGGCGUGGUCCCGCGUGCAAGCGCACAGGCGAAGCGCUUUUCGGCUGCGGUGCCACGUGGCAGCCCCUCAUUCCGGGGCUGCCGGAUGACGUGGCGGAACUGUGCCUCAUCCAGCUUCCACGAACCUUCCUCCAGCAGUGCAGGAAAGUGAACAGAACAUGGAGGGAGUUUUUAGACAGCGCGCGCUGCCUGCGCCUUCGAACCGCCGCCAAUCGCCUUGAGCCGUGGCUGUUCGUCCGGGCAGUCGGGCAGCCGAGGAAACAUUUCGAGUGGCACACAUUUGCGGAGAGUGCAGGAUGGCGAAAGGUCCGCCGCCCGCCCUCUGCCAACCAGCUGCAUUGUCUUGAGACGAAUAAAAAUAAAAACGGCCGCCCGCCCACUACCGACCAUCCGGAGGGCUGUGCUGACCAAUGGGAGGCGUCAGGGGUGGGGUGUGUGGAGCUGGACAGGUGUCUGUACGUGAUUGGGGGAACGGGGCCGGAUCGCAAGAAUCCGUUGGCUGGCACUUUGAGGUACGACCCCCAGACUGCCCGCUGGGCCUGCUUGGCCAAUCUCAUCACUCCACGCAGCUUCUUUGGCUCCUGGUCUGCCCGGGGAGAAAUCUUCGUGGCGGGCGGCAAUGCGGCAGAGCUUGAAGAGAUCAAAUCAGCGGAGGUCUUCCAGCCAGAGAGUGACAUGUGGCAGUCCAUCCCACCUCUGCCCUCGGCACUGUCCAGCUUUGGGGCGGCGUGCUUUGGCGGGACUCUGUUUCUGACGGAAGGGUGGCAGUGGCCGUUCCACUUCUCACCUCGUGGAUUCUCCUGUCCUCUUUAUAAGCUCUUCCGGGAUAAGGGAAGGGAGGACCUUAGUGCGCCAGGUAGAACGGGAGAAGUUUCGGGAGGUUGGAGAGGAGCGGAGGGAGGGGGAGAGGGAGGGGAGACGAGUAGGGUAGGAGAGAUUCAAGGAUUUGAAAACCCUGGGGGAGAGGCAGCAACAGGAGUUGGUGAGCGUGGUGGGAGGAGGGCAUUGGAAGGCAGUGAUGAGGCUGUCGCAGCAGCUGAAGCAACUGAGGAUGUGGAUGUGGAAGGGCCGUGGGAGUCCAUGCGCGAGGGCAUGGCGGAGGGGUGGACAGGAGUGGGUGCCGUGGUGCACGGGACGCUUGUCACGCUGGUGCAGGAGGGGCAGACGCGCAGCCUCUUUUCCUAUUGCCCGGGUACUGACAAGUGGCAGCAGCUCAUUGGCCCACCAUUGCCCCUAUUCCUGCGCCCACCCCUGCGUAUAACCGUGGGUGGCGACGAUUCUCUUUUUGUCAUUGGGCGAGGGUUGGAGGUGGUGGUGGGGAAGAUAAGCAAGGAGGGUGGUAGGAGGUGUUGCACGAUGGGUGCUAAUUCGUCGGCGGGAGGCGCGGGGAGUUUGAGGAAUUUCGAAGUGGGUAGUGAGAAUGGGGGGCGAGAAGCACAGCAACCAGAAGAAUGGGGCGUGCAGAGGGAGAGUGGCAAUGGCUACACAUAUGAGGAGACUAGGCUCCGGGUUGACUGGUUGUAGCAACGAGGAGAUGUUUCUUCGUCAAAACUUGCUCCAGAUGCAUGUGUUGUUGUAGUGAUGUGAUAUUCUUGAUUCAGUUAUGUCAAUGCAAGCCUUAGUGGAAGGGUUUUAACAGGGUUUUUC